AUGUGCAGUUCCGACAUCUUCCUGGCGGUUCUGGCCGUGUUCUUCCCACCCAUCGCAGUCUGGGUGAAAGUGGGCCUCUGCACCGCCGACUCAGUCAUCAACCUCGCGCUCUGCUGUCUCGGCUUCAUCCCAGGUCUCCUCCACGCCUGGUACAUUAUUGCCAACAACCCUGAACCAGACUAUGACGCCGUAGCCUACGAACCCAUCCCUGGUGGCGGGAGCCAACGCCGGGAUCUUGAGAACGGAAACGUCACCUACUACUAUGUCUCACACCAGCCUCGUUCGAAUCCGGGAUAUGGAACUGUUUCGCAGGGGCAGCAGGUGCCGAAUAAGAAUGCAUCGAAAAACCAGGAUGCUGGGAAUGGAAAUGCAAAUGCUGGCAGUAGUUCCAACCCGCCUACUUAUGCGGAGGCUGUGAGGGGGGACAAUAAGGUGCAGAGUCAGGAGUGA
Molecule: messenger RNA, 450 nt
Organism: Penicillium soppii
Lineage: Eukaryota; Fungi; Ascomycota; Eurotiomycetes; Eurotiales; Aspergillaceae
Product: putative stress response RCI peptide
Exons: 2
Coding region: 1-450 (149 amino acids)
Biological process (GO): endosome transport via multivesicular body sorting pathway
Cellular component (GO): fungal-type vacuole membrane; fungal-type vacuole lumen
Molecular function (GO): ubiquitin protein ligase binding
Source: RefSeq, a predicted model, not a curated record